UGCAUGGAUUCCUGCAAAAGUAGUGUACUCUCGUGACAUGAGCGAGUUGGGUGCCGCCAUGGAGCAACUGCCUGCCGACCUGUUUCAGGCUGCAGAAGCCGAUACAUAUUUUUGCGGCGGCUUUUUUCUCUCGUGGUUGCAGGAUAACUUUGUACAUGGACAGCCUGGUAUUUUGCGUAGUAUAGGGCUUAUGGAGGCACUCUUGAAGGCGGCGGAUUUUGUCCUACUGGACUCUAUUCUCUCAAACGAGAUCAGACUGAUGGAUUGUUGCUUUCAAUGGGUACAUUGUUUGCUUGCACGAGAGCUGCCGUUGGAAUUGUUGGUACUUCUUUGGGAAAAGUAUAUGGCCAUUGGGAAUAGUGAGGCGGUGCUGGACUUCCACAGUUAUGUCUGCGCGGCUCUUAUGAUGCAGUUGCGCCAGAAGAUUGUGGGGCAAUCUGUUGAUGUCAUCAUUCAUCUGCUGAAGGACCCGUUGGAAAAACGGGUACGACCACCGCAAGGGUCCCGAAAUAAGGACGUGUAUGAUUGUGCGUGGCUGGAGGGUCUGAUUUCAAGGGCAUCACAACUCCUCCGUGACUACCCGGCAUCCUCGUUGACAUGA
Molecule: messenger RNA, 601 nt
Organism: Trypanosoma cruzi
Lineage: Eukaryota; Euglenozoa; Kinetoplastea; Trypanosomatida; Trypanosomatidae
Exons: 1
Source: RefSeq, a predicted model, not a curated record